Messenger RNA from Mycotypha africana, 597 nucleotides. RefSeq lists its product as uncharacterized. The record is from RefSeq and is a predicted model, not a curated record. Lineage: Eukaryota; Fungi; Mucoromycota; Mucoromycetes; Mucorales; Mycotyphaceae. The transcript has 2 exons. The annotation marks the transcript as partial.
CAAAGUAGUAUCUUUGAACUAACACCAAAUGGUGAUAACAAAGAGCCCUUUGGUAAUAUUGUCAGAACAGAUGGGUUUUCAGUUGACUUUCUUUUUUAUAAAAGACAACAAUCUGGCCAUGGUGCCUCGUUCCAAAGAUUUGACCUCACUCUUGAUGAUUUCUCUCUGGAUGAAGUUGACAAUACUUAUUUACCUAUUACCCUGGAUCCCCGAAGAAAGUCUGUUUUCACUGCUGCUGUUGGCCUUGAAUAUAACAGACAAGUGCGAAGAUGCACUAAAUCUGAAUACUAUCAUAUGACAGGGUCGACCCAAUACAGUACCAAUCAGAUACCCUCGCCAAAAACCUCUCGUUUGGAAAUAUACGAGCUAUACACUGCCUAUACGCUCAAUAACCUGGACGCUCUUUUGGCUUUUUAUGGACCCGGAACUGCAAAGGACCGGUUUAUGUUGUACCAAGGUAGACAAAGAGCACCGGAAACAAUGGCUAAUAUAUUGACGCAUGGGACAUCCAAAUACAAUCGCAAGAAAAGAAGCAAGGCAAAGAAGAAGAAGAAAAAGAAAGGAAAGAAUGUCAACGAACAGCAGCCAUCCAAGUGA